ACCGACAUCAUCAAAAUGGGGGUGCUACGGGCUGUUGCCUGGUACAUGGAGAGGAACCCCCUGCCUGGAAAACCUGCCAUGGAACCUGGAAAGCUAGAAUUUAUGAAGCCACUGACUGCUACUGGACUAUUCAAGACUUACUUCCAAGCUGACGUCUCUCCCAACCGGUUCACCAAAGCUCUUAAGGAAAUCAUCGAUGGGAAUAAUCAAGUGGAGAUCUAUCACACAGAGGACAGCAGCUUCUUUUUCCACUGCGAAGACAUCGGCAAAAGUAUCCAACAGUUUCGAGUCCUGCAGGACUCUGUGCUCUCUGGUCUGAAAGGCCCGUUGACCUCAGCAGCUUUGGAAUCAGCUCGCCUAAGCACAGGAAAAGCCCUCCACAUUCUUCAAAAAUUCUACAGCAAUACCAAUUGGAUAGAGCUGGGAAACACCAAGCCAUACGAAUACCUGUUAAAUGCAACUCAUCCUGUGUUCCCUGUUGCCCCUGUUUCCAAGACAACCUGCACAGAUUGCACCAAAGAAUCAAGCGGCCGGUACUUGUGCCAAGGGAACAUACUCGUGGAUGAUUUGCUCACAAGUGGGUACAAGUUAUCCGCAACAUGCAAGACCAAACCUCAAGGCAAAUGUGGACACGGUGGAAGAAAUGACGUGACCCAAAAUUACCCCCCCACUGGGGGCAUCAACAAAGAGACCUCUGACCCCCUACUCUCUCCUCAUUAUCAUUUGCAUAAGAAAGCAGCUGAAUUAGCCAUACAGGCCACCAGGGACUUCUUUGUCGGAAGUGGUUCCAGCUUCUUGGAACUGGUGGGUCGUGAUGUUUUCCAGAGGUUUUUCAGCUUGGAUGGCUAUUCCCUCACCUUUGCGAUAGAUACGACUGGCAGCAUGUCAGACGACAUCCAACAGGUCAAAGAAGUUAGCAUCAAACUCCUUCGAAAGUAUUCGGGUUCCCCGGAUGCACCAUAUAACUUCAUCCUUGUGCCCUUCAAUGAUCCAGAUGUUGGGCCCGUCCAUGUGACCCAGGAUGUGGAUGCCUUUGAAUCCUUUAUUAGUGGCCUCACAGUUUAUGGGGGUGGCGACUGCCCAGAGAUGUCGUUAACUGGUCUGAAGCUGGCUCUGCAUGAGAGCAUGCCAAGAUCCAAGAUCUUCAUCUUCACUGAUGCUGGAGCAAAAGAUGCAUCCCUGUUGGAUGAAAUCAAAGUCUUGAUUGAUUCCUCGGGGUCUGAGGUGAACUCCGCCCUCACGGGGUACUGCUCCAGCCGGAAACGCCGAAGUGUUGACGAAGAGAGUCCUGAGGCCUCUCGCCGCAGGUACAGUAACCUCUAUGAAGAGCUUGCCGCUUAUUCCGGUGGUUAUUACAUGAUGACCACAAAGAGCGAGCUUACCCAGGUUCUGGGGAUCAUGGAGCUCUCCUUGAACGCUGCCCCUGUGAAGGUGACUCGGGCUCGUCUGCACGGGACUCAGUUCUCCUUCCCUGUGGAUGAGACUCUCACAGAAAUAACGGUGUCCAUCAAGAGCACAAGUUCGUCCAGAUUCAGCAUGAGUGUACUGCAGCCUUCGGGUGCCCAGGUAACGUCAACUGAAACGGUGAUCAGUACAGCAAGCCAUAAGGUUGUGAAGGUGUCUCGUAUUGACCAGCGAGGCACGUGGUCGGUGACCGUGUCUCCCAGUGGCUCCUACGAGGUCGAAAUCGGGGGCAAGAGCUUGUUCGACUUUUCCUACCAGAUCAUGCAGCAGUGGAAUGAAUAUGUGCUUCCCGUACAGGGUCGGCCGGUCAAAGGAUCCAACUACACGGUCUCCUUGAAGAUGACGGGAGAAUCCGAAGGUGCUGAGAUCCAACGCCUGGUCUCGGUGUCCGAACAGGGGGACUCCAUGGGCUCCCUCGCCCUGAACCAAACUUCUGACGCCACGGGCAGCCUCUUGGCCGUCGCUCCCCUUUCCUUCCAGGCAGCGACUACCCUGCUGCAUGUGGAAGGCCUGUCUCCAGGAGGUCUCGCCUUUUCUCGAGUCAACGCAGAUCCUGUCAGCACAGAGUCCGUAAAGCUUGUGCCUAUACCAGGCCAAAAUGGCACAAUGCCACCUGGUGGACUUCUGGAAGUCUCUGUCCUCGUGGUGAAUGAUGGGUCACAAGCAUCGUUUUCUUUCAAUGUCUGGGAUGACCUGGGUCUCCUGCAGAGCUUCAGGCCGAGUGGAAGUGUGUUAAAUCCAGGGGGAACUCUCAUCCUCACUGCUACCUUCCUGGCAACUGGAGAGAACAGCAGCUUUGCCUCCAGCAUUGCAACAUUCACAGCUAGAAGCUCCUCAGCCCAGAACUACCUGAAACUGCCCAUUACAGUGAUUCCUGAAACUGCCCUGGAGACAGAUGACAUCCCACCAGUCCACAGGCUUCUCAACUUUUACAUGCCUUGCGUGGGCCAAAUCCAGCAUCAAGCAGACUGCUCUCGGCACAUCUGGCACAUGAGGUUUUCUGCCAAAGAUGCUCACAGUGCUGUCACCGUCCGUAUCAACACCGAUCCCUCUCGUCUGUCUUGCCAGCCAAGGAGGACGAAUGACAGCAAGGAUGUCAUCUGUCAUUACGACGCAAACUGCUGUUCUCCCUAUGCAGAGGUCCUGAUCAGCGAUGAGAAUGGGAACACAGACAGUUUCACUGUGGACUACAGACAGCCCCAUCCCACUGUGGCCUACUGAUCGACUUCCUUCCAGGCAACAGAACAUGUGAAGUCGCAUUUCUUGGAACCAGUCGGCUCUGUCUGCUCAUGUUUCUUCCGUCUCCCUGCCAUAUGUUCCAAGGAGGAGAUGCCAUAUAGCAGCUUAAACUGAC
Gekko japonicus is the source of this 2818-nucleotide messenger RNA. RefSeq names its product von Willebrand factor A domain containing 7 (gene VWA7). The coding region runs from base 16 to 2685 and encodes 889 amino acids. The record is from RefSeq and is a predicted model, not a curated record. The transcript has 18 exons. Lineage: Eukaryota; Metazoa; Chordata; Lepidosauria; Squamata; Gekkonidae.